This is a messenger RNA of Penaeus monodon (black tiger shrimp), 1091 nucleotides long. RefSeq names its product IST1 homolog. Bases 1 to 648 code for a protein of 215 amino acids. The transcript is spliced from 5 exons. The record is from RefSeq and is a predicted model, not a curated record. NCBI's taxonomy places the organism in Eukaryota, Metazoa, Arthropoda, Malacostraca, Decapoda, Penaeidae.
AUGAGAGAAGGGUGGUAUAAACUACCAAAUGAACACACUGGCAAAUUUUUGACAGAGCUGAAACCCGCCUUUGUUCCGGGGCAAGCACCAUACCUCAGGCCCAUACCCAGGGAGCCACAGGGUACACUCCCUCCAGUGACCCAGAACUUCCCCCCAGGUGGACCCCCUCCCCUGACUGGAGCUGACCCUCUCCCUCCCAAGAUCAACAACAUGGAUAACGUUAGUGGGGCUGGAACCGGAACUGGAACAGGAACUGGCAAGUGGGAUGAACUGCUGGGGCUAGACAACUCACCCCCUCCUCCCUACUCCUCCUUCAUGCCUUCUGGGCACACAGGAGACUUCGGGCCCCCUCCCAAUGCGCCUCCUCCUAGUUUACCUGGGGAUGGCCAGCCCGUGCGAAGGGAAUUCCCUCCAGAUGUGCCACCAGGUGCUACCAACCUCAAGGAUGGUGAUAAGCCCAAGCCAAGUCCACGUUCAAAGUUCGGUGAAGGCACCAAUGCCGAGUUCAACCUCCCAGACUUGCCCACCAUACCGGACCUACCCAGUGUCCCAGGCUCAAAUAGUGUCCAAAAUCCCAAUGACACAACAGAGGAUAUUGAUUUUGACGACUUAACAAAGAGAUUUGAAGAGCUGAAGAAAAAGAAAUAAAGUGUAGGUCACCUAUGUAAAGCAGUGUGGCUGUUGAUAAAUUUCCCUUAAUUUUGAGCAAGGUCACUGGACACUAGUGGACAGUUGUCAUUGAAUAUGCUGUGGCCUUCAUAGAAUAUAUGAUAAAAAAAGAGCAAAACUAUUAUUACUGCACUUUUUUUUUGUACCAGGCUACAGAUUUGUUUUCUUUUAUUAUGCUUUGUUAAUCUUAGGUAAAAUCAGGACAUUUUCUUAAUUCUGACUUCUUUAACUUUGCAGGACAAAGAUGCUAUUUUUCUUAGCUGAUAAGCUUUGUGUAAUUAUAAAUUAGAAUGUAAAUGGCUUGACUGGACAGCCAUGAUGAAGUUGUGUUUUUAUACUUUCAGAUCUUAGUUUUCAAUUGCUUGGCUAUUUUUAAUCAGUGCCUUGCUGUAUUUGCUAAAAUUUUCACAGAAUAUCACACA